UGUUGCAAAUAUAUUUUGAAAUAAUAUUUCGACAUAUUUAAUUUAUUAAAAAUCAUCGGUUAAUAAACUAGUUCUAAUUUUAUAUUAUUUGACCCUUUUAACAACACGACACGACAUGGAAUCAUUUGACUACUACCUCAACAUAACCACCCUACCAAAUUGUGACACCACCGAGUUCGUGCCAGAUCCGAGAUCAGAUUUUUUCGCUCCAGCUUCAAAAAUAUUCUACCUUGUCAUCUACAUCCUCCUGUUCAUCUUCUGCGUCACUGCCAGUUCCUUUUUAUUCUACGCCAUCAUCGUCACAAGGAAGACGACAAUUAGCAUCCUAAUAACAAAUCACAGCAUUGCCGGGUUGAUGAUAGUCUUCAUGUCGUUUCUUUUCUACUACGUUGCCGUGGCAAACAGGGCGAACUGGACUGCUGGGUGGUUUGUUUGUAAGACCGAGCAAUUUUUUCAAUCGACCUUGCUAAUGGUGACAUCCUUCACGAUAGUGGUGAUGAGUUGCUACAAGUGCAAGGCGGUCAUGAAUCCAACCAUUGAAUGCAGCCCAAAGCAGAAGAACGCCAUGCUCGUAUGUGGGCUUAUCUGGGGUCUGGCCAUCUUCUUCGCGCUGCCCUACAUUUUCAUGAGUGGACUUCAAAAAAACUGGUACACGUGUCAAAAUUUUUGUUCGUUAUACGGCUCCAACCCUACGUUCGUGAGGGCGUAUUUAAUUUGUGUGGGCCUCUUCGAGUACUACCUGCCCGUCCUCGUCCUGGCAGUCACGCAUGGCUGCAUUUGGUGGAAGCUUAAUCAGAAGAAUAACGUUGCAACGAACGCCGGUAGUCACAAUUUGUCUGCUGCUGAUGAUGAGGGUUCCGACGAACUGAAAGAUAAACAGCAAGCGAAAAUGUUGACAGCUGUCGCACUCACCUUCAUCAUCCUCUUACUUCCCUGGAACAACUUGAAUAUUUUUUCACUUUUGUUCUUCCACUUGAAUGUUGACAUCUUUAUGCACUUAACCAUAAUUGCCCACAUACUUUUAAUAUUUAGCAUCUUUUGUUAUUCUGCGAUCUAUAUAAAAAUGGCGCCAAAGUUCAACGAGGUCAUGAAAGGAACGUGGUUCUGGUUGAAGUUUUGCAAUAAAUAACAGCAAUUACAAAAGAAUAUGAAAAAAUGAUUACAUACUGGAUGGCGACAAUCAUAAAGAGAAUAUUAUUAUUAUUAAAAAUUAUCUUUAGUAGUAGUAUAAAAAAAUAAUUAAUAACAUAUUAACGGUGACAUCAACUACUUGCUUGACUACUCAAAACUAUUUUAAACUUUUAAACGGUCAAUUUUAAUAUAGUCCGAUUUUUAUUGCUUUGCAUUUGUAAUAAUAAACUUUUGUCUUCGCUG
Messenger RNA from Helobdella robusta, 1374 nucleotides. RefSeq lists its product as hypothetical. Gene Ontology annotation, molecular function: G protein-coupled receptor activity; peptide binding. Gene Ontology annotation, biological process: G protein-coupled receptor signaling pathway. The transcript is spliced from 6 exons. NCBI's taxonomy places the organism in Eukaryota, Metazoa, Annelida, Clitellata, Rhynchobdellida, Glossiphoniidae. Gene Ontology annotation, cellular component: membrane. Bases 116 to 1129 code for a protein of 337 amino acids. The record is from RefSeq and is a predicted model, not a curated record.